CCCUCACUAAUGGCGGUAAUGUCAUUGUAGGACUACUUUCCUGAAGGGCGUUAGAUUAAAUGAUUGGGUCUUUAGUGACAUCAUUAUGUUACGCGCGAAUGCACGAAAUAAUUAGAUUAAGUUAUGCCGAGAAGCCCAAUAAAUGGACGAUCAAACAACAACAACAAGAACAGGGAUUGAAAGCGUGUUAUUCGAAGCUGUUGGCUCGUGUGCUGUAGCAGGUCUAAUUCAGUGGCUGAAUCACAUGGCAAUGACUGGAGCUGGAGUAAUGAGAGGCCAUGAGCUCAAAGAGCCGCUGUUUACAUCGCACAGCUUCUCAAUACAACCAACCAUGAGAUCAAAUUGUGGAUAAUCAGUUUCCACCACGAUCACCUUGGAUCUAUCCAUCUCUCAUAUACGGCUAUCAUGGGAUGCCUCUUCCGAAGUGAGGAGAUGUGUCUGGUCCAGCUCUUUCUCCAGGCAGGUUCAGCUUACAACUGCGUCAGUGAGCUUGGGGAGCUGGGCUUAGUUGAAUUCAGAGACCUGAACCCGAAUGUGAACGCCUUUCAAAGGAAGUUUGUUUCAGAAGUGAGAAGAUGCGAGGAGCUGGAGAAAACCUUCAAGUAUCUGGAGCAAGAGAUCAGCCGUUCUCUCUGUCCGCCUCUGAAAGGGCCUUUACCCACAGCCACACCAAUCCCAUCAGCCCCACAACCUAGAGAGCUGCUCUCCAUUGAGGAGGAGAGCGAGAGACUGGCCAGAGAACUCAGAGAGGUAUCAAGGAACAGGGACAGUCUACGUAACCAGCUGACCCAGCUCAGUCAGUACAGAGGGGUCCUGAAGCAAAGCAUUUUACUACCAACCUCACAGGUUCCACCUUCAACUCUUGAGACCACAGCACUAAUGGAUAGCAGGCAAGAUAUGCGUUUGAGUUUUGUCACUGGCGUGGUCCAUCCGUGGAAGGUUCCAGCAUUCGAGAGGCUGCUGUGGAGGGCCUGUCGUGGUUACAUCAUUGUAGACUUCUGGGAGAUGGAGGAAAGACUGGAAGUGCCCGACACUGGAGAGAUGAUUCAGUGGACUGUCUUCGUGAUCUCUUUUUGGGGAGAGCAGAUUGGGCAGAAAGUGAAGAAGAUCUGUUAUUGUUUCCACACACAUACCUUUGUGUAUCCAGAGGGUUUGGAAGAGAGAGAAGGAAUACUUCAAGGGCUGGAAAGCAGGAUUGUAGACAUCAAAAUGGUGCUGUCUCAGACGGAGCAGUACAUGCAGCAGCUGCUGUCUCGCUGUGUGUGUCACAUGCCACAGUGGAAGAUACGUGUGCAGAAGUGUAAAGCUGUGCAGAUGGUGCUCAACCUCUGCAGCCCUUCAGUCACAGAGAAGUGUCUCAUCGCAGAGGCCUGGUGUCCUGUGGCCAAACUCUCCCUGCUCCAGAGCGCUCUCAUAGAAGGAACGAGAAAGAGUGGUAGCAGCGUGGACUCGUUCUACAACCGUCUUCCUGCACCCACAUCUCCACCAACACUCUUCGACACCAACACAUUCACUUCCAGCUUCCAGAUCAUUGUGGAUGCUUAUGGUGUGGCCAGCUACAGAGAGGUCAACCCUGCUGUGUACACCAUCAUUACUUUUCCCUUCCUGUUUGCGGUGAUGUUUGGAGAUGUAGGUCACGGUUUACUCAUGACUUUGGCUGCUCUGUGGAUGAUUCUGGAAGAAAGAGACCCUAAGAUGAGGAAUAACACUAAUGAGAUUUGGCGUAUGCUGUUUAGUGGGAGAUAUCUGAUCCUUCUGAUGGGGUUGUUCUCCAUCUAUACUGGGGCUGUUUAUAAUGAGUGCUUCAGUAAAGGACUCAGUCCUCUUUCUUCUGGCUGGCAUCUCAAACCCAUGAUGCAACACUACAACUGGAGUGAUGAAACUUUGAGGAGCAACCAGUACCUCACUUUGGAUCCGAACGUAACUGGAGUAUUCCAGGGACCAUAUCUGUUCGGCAUUGACCCGAUCUGGAGCCUUGCCAAUAACCACCUCACCUUCCUCAACUCCUAUAAGAUGAAGAUGUCAGUCAUCAUCGGAGUCAUCCAUAUGACUUUUGGAGUCUGCUUGUCUUUCUUCAACUACCUGUACUCGGGGGAUGUGAGCAGCAUGUUCCUGGUGUUGAUUCCUGAGCUAGUGUUCAUGCUGUGUCUUUUUGGCUACCUUGUCUUCCUGGUGGUGUUUAAAUGGAUCGCGUUUGGACCUCAGGAUUCGGACCGCGCUCCCAGCAUCCUAAUCCACUUCAUUGACAUGUUCCUGUUUUCUGAGAACUCAGACAACCCACCUCUUUAUCCAGGACAGAUGAUAGUGCAGAGAGUAUUAGUGUGCUUGGCUCUGCUGGCAGUUCCAGUGUUGUUACUGGGAAGACCACUCUUCCUGUACUUCAGGUACAGGAAUAACAGGAGAACGUUACAGGAGGAGCAGCGCCCCCUAGUCACAGACACCAGCUCUAUAAACGCUCAACUAGGAGACCUAGAGGGAGGAGGAGGAACAGAGGAUCAGGAAUUUGAUUGCACGGAGGUUUUUAUGCACCAGGCGAUCCACACCAUAGAGUACUGCCUGGGCUGCAUCUCUAACACCGCCUCGUACCUUCGACUUUGGGCCCUCAGCCUUGCACAUGCACAGCUGUCCGAGGUUCUCUGGGUUAUGGUGAUGAGAAUUUCCCUCUCUUGGCAAGGCUAUGUGGGAUCUGUUGUUCUGUCAGUCAUAUUCUCUGUCUUCGCCAUCCUCACUGUCUCUGUCCUGCUGGUAAUGGAGGGGCUGUCAGCUUUCCUGCAUGCUCUGCGUCUGCACUGGGUGGAGUUUCAGAACAAAUUCUACAGCGGAUCUGGAUACAAGUUCAAUCCUUUUUCCUUUGCAUCAAUUCAGCAUCUGGAGUAAAUAUAAACAUUCUCUGUAAAAUGUUUUAUACGUCAAGUUAAAGCUGGAUGGGUCAACCCAUGGUAGUAAAAAAUGAUUUAUUAGAGGGAUUGUUCACUCUGAAAUUCUGUCACUAACUCAUCACCGUGUUUUGAUUUUGUGGAAAACACAAUGAGAUAUUUUGAAGAGAAGGUCCUCACUGCAGCCAAUGGACAGAGCUUGAUGUCCAGCUGCCCUAUGGGUGGAGAUUAAAGGCCCAAGCACAGAGAUCUUAAUGCUGAGCAUAAUGUAUGGAUUCCAAAACAUGCACAAUACUAAUAAAGGCUUUUGUAACUUA
Messenger RNA from Carassius auratus (goldfish), 3193 nucleotides. RefSeq names its product T cell immune regulator 1, ATPase H+ transporting V0 subunit a3a (gene tcirg1a). Gene Ontology annotation, cellular component: vacuolar proton-transporting V-type ATPase, V0 domain; plasma membrane; vacuolar proton-transporting V-type ATPase complex. The transcript has 22 exons. Gene Ontology annotation, biological process: vacuolar acidification; proton transmembrane transport. NCBI's taxonomy places the organism in Eukaryota, Metazoa, Chordata, Actinopteri, Cypriniformes, Cyprinidae. Gene Ontology annotation, molecular function: ATPase binding; proton-transporting ATPase activity, rotational mechanism. Bases 406 to 2877 code for a protein of 823 amino acids. The record is from RefSeq and is a predicted model, not a curated record.